Paramuricea clavata is the source of this 19056-nucleotide messenger RNA. NCBI's taxonomy places the organism in Eukaryota, Metazoa, Cnidaria, Anthozoa, Malacalcyonacea, Plexauridae. The record is from the annotation of a GenBank genome assembly.
CGAUUGAGUAUUUUAUAUUUUGCUCGGCUAUGUAUAAUUGUAUAUAAGUCAAAAUUCUCCGAUAAAUACUUUUGUUAUAUCUUAGAAGAUUGCCCAAAGUAACAUCGUAAAGCUUUUAGGUGAGUAACCGUGCAUGCCUUUUUAAUAAUAUCGAUUGUCUGUUCAUAAUUAAUAUUAUCUACAACUGUAUCUGUAUGGGAUGUCAAAAUUUUGUUUACAUAUAUGGUACAUUUUAUAUAUAGUCACAGCAUUCAGAAUUAUUAUGUUACGUUAAAAUGUUGUUAUAAUGUUGCACUUAAUAGUCACAGGACAUGUUAGGAUUAUAGGAUUGCUUCAUAAGCUGAGUUAAAGUUAACAAAAUUUCUUUACAGAUUGUAUGUAUUUUUUUCAUUUAUCACACAUUUAUAAAUGUGGGUACAGUAUUUAUACCUCGGCAAUUUUGUACCAAUUUCAUACAUAACUCUUAUUCUGUUUUUAUUAUAAACAAUGCUGGCUUUCUGACUGAUCUGACAGUUGAUUGCGGUGGAGAAGAGACUGCAAUCGGAACAUUCUUUGUCAUAUCAAAUAUAAACAAAGUGACUAUACUGCCAGCAGCCGGGUAUUUAGUAAACUGCCGGCUAUAUACUGACUAUAGUUAAAUAUAAAAAACACUUUUGUUUGUGCUAGCUUUUACUGAUCUUGCCGUUAGAGUAUACGGUAUAGGCGCUGCGUGCGGAAAGUGAAACGCCGGUUGGGUUGGGUUUUGUCUGACUUAGCUUUUUUUUCUUAGUCACUAUAUAGCCAACAGUUUACAAAAUAGCCAGCUGUAUAGUCACUUCGAAAUAUAAAUGUUUACUAAUAAUUGUGAAUGAAAUUUUUUUCAUAGCAACUAUGGAAUUCCUUUGCGCAGAUACAUGUACGCCUAGCGCACCUAUCUUUUGUAUUCCUUGUUACCUGCAUUGACACUAAACAUAUAUUUCUUAUACGCAAGACACUGUAGUAUUUUAAUAUAGCACGCAUUGUCUUUUUAGCUUUUACUCUUUAGCAAUGCUGCUCAGCUAAUGGAAGAAGACAAAGUUGUAGAUGAGGUGAAUGUAUGUCAUGUUUGCAAUGGAGAUGUAAUGCCCAUUCAUGUUUGACUUGCCACCGCUUUAUCCAUAUUUUUUGUGGUACUCAACAAGGCGAAGAAGGCUAUGGUCAGAAGUCUAUCUGCAAAGAAUGUAACGGUAUAUAUCAGUAACAUUCCUUACGUAAUUAAAAUGACGUAAUUUGUCAUUUUGUGGCGUACCAAAGGGCAAACCUAGAGUCGGUGGGCACCACAGGUGGCCCCACCGAUUAAUUAAACUGCAAAUAUCACUGUCAAACUGGGAUAAGAUCUGAAGCAAGCACUAAGGUUACAUAUCCGCUUCAUACAACAGUUCGUCGUCUAGAACUCUCUGAUUUCAACAUUCGCUGUGAAAAUGAAGACACUUAUAGCAGGCUUUUUUGCUUUGGCGUAAGUAUAUAACUACCAUACAAUGUAGUUAACAAACCAGUAACUUCUCACUACAUGCAACUGCACAAUUUACCAGGGGCCGGUUGUAUCAAGCCCGUUUAGCUUAAACGGUGGAUAAGUCAAAAUUAAAUAACACUCUUAUGUCUUUCGUGAAUCAGUCAACUUAAAUAUUCUGCGCUGAAUAUAUAGUUGUAAACAUUAUCGUUCCAUUAAUGUUCAAAACUUUUAGUUUGGUUGUUUAAUGAAUCUAUAGACUUGCUUUCUAUUUUGAGCUUAACCACCGUUUAAGCUAAACGGGCUUGAUACAACCGGCCCCAGGAGUAUAUGUGCUAUAUUACUAAGUCAAUUUAUAGAGCGUAUAUAUUAUCAUAUUGCGUCGUAUUAAUUGUUUAACACUUCAGGACAAACGAAAGUUUACGAAAAGUACUAUCUUCUUAUCUUUUUGUUAAAGGUUUCUAACCCAGACGCAGCUAUCUACUGCUCAUAGAGCAAGAAGAGGUAGGGACAUUUUGUAGGUAGCUAUAAGAGUUGUCAAAUUGGAUAACAGUAGAAUUCCGACUUCUGCGCUUCGUAAAAUUCUCGUUUGAGGGCCUAUGAUCGACACUUUGGAAUGCUUUAUAGAUCCUUGCUUCUGACAAUAGAAUCGAAAGUAGGAGGAUCAUAGAGAAUCUAAAUUGACUAAAAAGUAAAUAGAGAAUAAUACAUGGGAGCGCGGAAAUACCAGAUUUAUUCACAGGGGGUCCAACUAACAGCUGUGUUAUGAAUAAAACAUAUUAAUUAAACGUAAUAUGGGUGAAACAUCAUAACGUAAUAUUGCACUUACUUGUAUAAAUCAUAAGAGCUUGCAUUUUAAUACAGUGAAUAGCUUCAAAAACUUGCCUCUGCUUCGUUCCAAAGACUUCAAAUAUGGCGAAUAAAUUGACAAAACGAUAAUAUUACAUGACGUUCCAACGAAAAUAACAGAAAGGAUUGCGGGCGCGAGCGGAAGGCGAGGGUAAUAGAUAUUAAUAGAAGGGAUGAAACACCGGUAAUGCGAUCGUGUGAUGUGUUCCAUAAGUAGCCUGUUCUCUCGGAAAAUUCCAAAACGCCUCCUGCCAACUCCAACAACGCCUACGCGCUUAAUUAAUGAAAAUAAACAAUGUUUAGCUAUACCGGCUAAUAUGAAAUGUUUAAAUGUAGCGACCAACGUUUUUUUUUUGCAUUAUUUAGUUUUAGUAUAAAUUUUGCAUAUCAAAUGAGCUUUCGCGCGUUCUGAUUGGCUAGUUGACUAGUAAAUCUGAGGCAUUAUUUACCACCUGGGUAGUAAAUAAUGCUUUUCAAAAAGAAUGAUUCGGCAAAUUUGGUUUCAAAAUCGACAAAAUAUUGAAAAAAUCGUCCCAGAAAAAGAAAAAAAGCACAAAAUGUUGUAUUUAACUUGAAAGGUAGGAUUUAGUAUUAUAUUACUGUGUCAAACAUAUUCACGGACAAUUUAAAACUUAUUUAAAACUCCGAAACAUUCGCUUCAAACGUAAAUCUGAAAUGGCAAAAAAUAUCCCGACUUUUGGGAAAAGCCGUGAUAUUCUUUUUAAAACAAUUUUGUUUUGUAUCCUAUAAAUAUCUCAAUUUGUACGAUACUAUUUCUUUUGACUAUGUCGUAUUUUCAUUGUGCUGUAUGGUGUCCUUUCGCUGUAUUGUACUAUUUGUGUUUUUAAAACUUGUAAAGUGAAAAGUGUAUUAAAACUUUUAUAUUAAUUCGAACGAUAUAGUUUUACAUUUCAUUUUACCAAAUUUCUCAGCCAUUUCCUGAACAAAUUAAUGCUAAACAGAAACUAUUUUUUAAUUCUAAGUCUGGUAAAAAAGUCAUCCAUCAUUGUGUUUAUAUUCUAAGCAGAAAUCGAGAAAAAUAACUUUGUAAUAAAGCAAUAAAGUCGCACAGGAAGCCAUUUUGAAAGCGUGCGUGUACAAGAAACACUGCAACACUAAACCGUAAACCGGUCGAAAACAGUUUUAUUUCUGAAUUUUAAUUAAACUUAUAGUUGGAUAUCUUGGAUAUUUUGUUUUAUUCAUUAAAAAUUUAUACUAAAACAAUUAUUCGCCUCAGGCUCAGUGAUUACGGUGAAUAUUCACCUCGACUUCGUCUCGGUGAAUAUUCACCGGUAAUCACUUCGCCUUCGGCGAAUAAUUGUUAAUUAUUAUUAUUUCGUCAUACGUCACGAGAACAGGCUACUUAUGGAACACAUCUCGCGAUAAUGGCCAAGAAUGCUCGCUGUUAUAAAUCACAUAAAUUAGAUUGAUCAGUGCUUUUUUGGUAAUGACUAGGCUUGUUCAUAUAAGAGAACAUCGACUGAGCCUUACAGUGCGUCUACUGUAAGUGGGGCCACUUAGAGAACACUAACCAAUCACAUUGCAGAACAGAAAGUGAAAAAAUCAACAAACGGCGCAUUAGCCAAUCAGCAUUAGGGCAAAAACAAUUCGAACAAAUAAACGAAUGUCAAACGGUAAAAAUAGACAUGUAAAAGUAACCAUUGCAGUUAAUGGCUUCCUGAAUCUUUCUUUUGAUUGGACGAGCUUUAGUUUGAUUAGAUUUUUCUUUCUGUUCUGCAAUGCGAUUGGUUAGUGUUCUCUAAGUGGCCCCACUUACAGUAGACGCACUGUAAAAACCCCACAAAAAGCUUAAACGGAUAGUCUAGAAGCAUUUUAAAAAGUCACGUGAUAUUUGUUUCAUCCCUUCUAUUUAUUUCUUUCCUCGCCUUUCCGCUCGCGCCCGCAAUCCUUUCUGUUAUUUUCGUUGGAACGUCAUGUAAUAUUAUUGUUUUGUCAAUUUAUUCGCCAUAUUUGAAGUCUUUGGAACGAAGCAAGUUUUUGAAGCUAUUCACUGUAUUAAAAUGCAAGCUCUUAUGAUUUAUACAAGUAAGUGCAAUAUUACGUUAUGAUGUUUUAUUCAUAUUACGUUUAAUUAAUAUGUUUUAUUCAUAACACAGCUGUUAGUUGGACCCCCUGUGAUUUAUUUCGAGUGUUGAACAUGAUAUCAUACAGGCAUACUCUGGCGCCCGGAAUUUUGGGUUUUCUGAUUAUGCGUGUCCCCAAGUCAGAUGCACAGCGGAGUAUAAUGGCUGGUUUCCGGUAUAUACUUCAUUUAACCCUUAGUAUAUACCUCAAAGGCAAAGCACAACAAAAAAUACCGUCAUGUCGGACCUUAAGGUCGAUAAGGGACUGACCAUUAUUUUUUUGGAGGGGGGGGUGGACAUUUCGUCAACGCAAACAAUUUUUUUUGGUGUUGUUGUCGUUGCAAACAAUUUUUUUGCGCCUGCUUCCUUCUGCAAACAAUUUGUUUUUGUCCAUCGAUUGAACAUGUGGUGUUGUUGUCAGAAGUAUAAAUUUAAUAUAUAAACAGACAUUUAAUAGUUUUUUUAGGUAUACUGGUCAGGGCCUUUUUAAGGAUUUUCCCACGGGUGAGGGGGGCAUUUUUUGAAAAGGUACCCUUCUGUGAGAUAAUAUAUUAGAGGGGGAUAGGAAUGGCUGAAGGUCACAGGGUUUGGGGGCAUAUUCCCCCAGAAAAUGUUUGAAAUUUGAAGCCCAGAAAUGCCAUUUCCUCCAUUCUGAGCAUUUAAAUUUACUCUAAAAUUUAUGCUAAGUAUACACACAAAAAAUUAAAAAAAAAUAAAAAAAUAAUUAACAAUAAUUUAUCAUUACUUAGUGGUAAAAAACGUAACAAUUUAAAUCGAUUUUGUUAAACAAGGGUAAAGCCUAAAAUUUACUUUUUGUUGAUCAAUUUGUUAUUUUUUGCUGGUUUCUUUGUAUAAAUUUAGGAAAAAGGGACUUUUCCUUGUGGGGGGAUGUGAUUUUGUGGGGGGCAUAAGGGGGACAUUUGCCCCCACCGGCUUGUAUGUUAGAAAAGGCCUUGAUAGUGGUCCUCUCAUUGUUUAUGCUACACAAUGUCUUACACCAGUACUUUUUUGAAAUGAUUUAUUUUAAAAGAAUAUAAAAACUAUUUGUUAACAAAGCAAUAUCAACGAGAGUUCACUGUUCGAUGUUUUUCAUAAACCCGACAAAAACCAACAUGGUCUCCAAUUAAACACGUGACCACUUAACUAAUAAAACAAAUCGGAAGUCCGUAAUGUUUAUCUUAUAUAAAGUUUACGAGUGUAUACUUUCAACACUCCUGCUCACUCGUAUAACUGUAUGUUCAUUUAUAACUAACUCCGAGCAUCUUUCUAAGUUUGGUAAACUGAACCACACUUAGUCCCUUAGUAAAAAUGUCAGCGAUCAUUUCUUCAGUGCUACAGUAUUCCAGUUUAACUGCAGCACUAGCAACAUGUUCUCGAAUAAAAUGAUACUUUAUAUCAAUGUGUUUUGCACGUCCAUGGUACUGUGCAUUCUUUGCCAUACAGAUUGCUGCUUGAUUAUCUUCAAGUAUCAACAUUGGACCGGUUGGCUUGCUCUUUAGAUCACUUAGAAGUUGUUGUAGCCAAACUGCUUCUUGGGUUGCACUUGCCAAUGCCAUGUAUUCUGCUUCAGCAGUCGAGAGAGCCACACAUGACUGUUUUUUGCUUCGCCAACUGAUAGCUGCGUUGCUUAUCUGGAAGACAUAUCCCGAAGUUGACUUUCUGUCAUCAAGAUCUCCAGCCCAGUCAGCGUCUGAAUACUCAACACAUGAAGUCGUUGUCUUGCUUCCAUCAUAAAGUAAACCCAUAUCUCGAGUUCCAUUCAGAUAACGCAUGAUACGUUUAACAGCAAUCCAAUGCUCCUCCGUUGGAUGAGCACUGAACCUUGCUACAUCGCUUACGGCAUAUGCGAUGUCUGGUCUUGUUUUCGUGGACAGAUAAAGUAGAUGUCCAACGGCACACUGGUAGUUAACUUGGUCCACUCGUUGACUGUCGUCUGCUGCCUUCUUCAGUUUUGUCCCAGGGUUAACAGGUGUGCUUGCUGGUUUCGAACUUUCCAUGCCAAAUCUUUCCAACACACUCUUCGUGUACGCUUCUUGGCCAAUCCAAAUUUCUUUUGAAUCUGGUUUCUGGAUAACUUUCACACCCAGGAAGUAGUGUAGUUGACCCAUAUCUUUCAUUUGAAAUUGCUCAGCGAGUGCUUGCUUCACUUCGUUGAUUUUCUGAUCAUUCUUUCCGGCCAGGAGAAUAUCAUCAACAUACACAGCAAUAAUGAAUAUCUCUCCACCUUCUUCCUUUACAUAGAUACAUGGAUCACCGGUGGUUUGUACAAAGCCCAUAUUCUUCAAUUUUCUGUCGAGAACAGAGUUCCAACAACGUGGAGACUGUUUAAGGCCAUAUAUACUUCGACGUAACCUGCAGACCAGGUGUUCUUUUCCCUUCUCAAUGAAACCUUCCGGUUGUUUCAUGUAGACUUCUUCUUUGAGAUCUCCAUUCAGAAAUGCUGUUGUGACGUCCAUUUGAUGAAGCUUUAAACCAUGCUGUGCAGCUAACGCAAUAACUGUUCGAACUGAUUCAAACCUAGCUACAGGUGAAAAUGUUUCAUCAUAGUCGUCACCAAAUGUUUGACUGAAACCUUGAGCUACGAGCCGGGCCUUGUGUGUUUCAACUGUUCCGUCCGCAUCUGUUUUAACUCGAAAUACCCACUUGCUGCCAACGGCUUUACGAUUCUCAGGCAGUUCAACUAGGUUCCAUACUUCGUUAGUUUUAAGGGAUUCCAUUUCUUUUUCCAUUGCUUUCACCCAUUUUGCCUUUUGUGGACUUGACAAAGCCUCUUUCACGGUCCUUGGCUCGUUUUUAUCAUGAUUUGCAGCUGUUGCCCACUCUCCAUAGUAGGCAGGUGGUCUUCGAUCUCUUUCUGACCUCCUCGUAACUUGAGGCUCAGGCUCUUCGUUUACAACAGGCUCUUCGACAUCAAUGGGCUCUUCAAACUCAAGUUCCACAAGUGUGUUUUGCUUUGGCUCUUGUACUUUCACAACUUCAGGUUCUUGUGAAGAUUCAUUAAACUGGACAUCACGACUGUGAAAGACUCUUGCACGAUUUGGAUCAUAAAGACGAUAGCCCUUCGUUUCAGUGCCAUAACCAAGAAGAAUACAUUUUCUGGCUUUCGAGUCAAGUUUCUUUCUUUCGUCCUUUGGCACAUGAGCAUACGCUUCGCAUCCAAACACUCGUAGAUGCUUCACAUUAGGUUUCUGACUUGUCCAGGCUUCAAAAGGAGUCUUUCCUUUGACUGCAACUGAGGGACUUCUGUUUCUAAGAUAAACAGCAGUUGAGAGUGUUUCAGCCCAGAACUUGUGCGGGAGUUUAGCAUCUGCUAACAUGGAUCUCACCGAUUCCACCAGGGUCCGGUUCAUCCUUUCAGCGACUCCAUUUUGUUCCGGUGUCUUGGGCACAGUUAAUUGGUGUGUUACCCCUUCUUUCUUCAGAUAAUUCUCAAACUCUGUCGAGGUGUACUCCCCCCCGUUGUCUGUGCGGAAGACUUUAACCUUUCUGCCAGAGGAUUUCUCGACUAAGGCUUUCCACUCCAAGAAUUUUCCAAAGACUUCGUCUUUGUGUUUCAAGACAUAAACCCAUACAUAGUGAGUGUGAUCAUCGAUAAAUGUCAGAAAGUACUCAGUUCCACUAAGCGAUUUUGCACUCAUUUUACCACAUACAUCACUGUGUACCAAAUCAAGGGGCAUUUUAGCACGUUGACUUUCGUUGACUGGGAAUUUACUUCGAUGAUGCUUUCCCUCUGCACAAGAUUCACAGAAAUCAAUGUCCUUUGAUUUGUCAUAGUCAUAGCCAUCAACCAGGUUUUCUUUUGCCAACUUUUGGAGGUUUUGAACACCGAGAUGUCCAAAUCGCUUGUGCCAGGUGACCUCUUUGCUUCCCAUGCUUGAAUAUCCUACAGUAGGGUUUGCUUGAUGACUGUUCGUGCAAUUCAGGUAAUACAGGUUUCCUACUCUUUUAGCAGUGGCAAUCAGCUUCUGACUUUCAUCAAGAAUGCGACAUCCAUCUUCAUUAAACUUCACAGUCUUUCCAGACUUUGUAGCUUUAGACACGCUCACUAGGUUAUACGAUAAGCUUGGAACAUAAAGAACAUCUUGCAGUACACAACUCUUUCCCUUUUGGCCAUUUGGAGACUCUAUUUUUGUUUUAACGACUCCCCGUCCAGUUGCUUUGACAACAUGACCAUCUCCAAGAGUAACAUCUUCAGGCUUUUCCAAGUUAUGCAAUUUCACAAACUGACUCAUAUCAUACUUAUCAUUGCACAUAUGACAAGUUGCUCCAGAAUCAAUUAUCCAUGUAUUUGUUCUCCCGUUUACAGAACUAAAUGCAUGAUUCACCAUCAAUCCCACUUCAUCACUAUCUGAGCUGCUGUCUGUUCGUCUGGAUUUGGCUGCAGUGUUAGCUUUAUGUUUGUUGUCAAUACCCUCAUUAAACUCACUUUUAUCCCCAUCAUGUUUUAGACUAUUCAGUUCUCGACAGUUUCGUUUAAUGUGUCCAAACUUUCCACAAUGGUAACAUUUGGGACCCUUGCCUUUAGACUGUCUGUUCGCAAACAUAGCUUUCAUUUCAUCAUUAGUCUCAGACCCACUUCUCUCCUUCAUUUUUCGUUCUUCGUGCAACAAACGUUCGGUCACAGUUUCUAUUUUAGGAACUUCAACAUUUGCCUCCAACGCCGUAACCAGUAUAUCAUAUGACUCAGGUAAACUUGCUAACAAAUGAACAACUCGAUCCUCUUCCGUUAUAGGGUCAUCGAUGACCGCUAAUCCAUCAAAUAUCUCAGUCAUUUCUUUGAUGUGUUUCUGAAUUGAUUCACCGUCUUUUAACCGCAAUGAAUAGAGUUUACGACGUAGUGCCAACUUAUUUGCCCACGUUUUCUUUUGUAAUUGAUUGGUCAAUUUCUCCCAAACCACAGCAGGGUCUUGUGGAUCUCCAAGGAGAUACAACAACGACGGAUCGACCGACAGAACAAUUGUUGCCAAGGCACGAUCUCUCCUCGCAACAAACUUUGCUAAAUCUUCGGCUUUAUCUGGACUUGGCGACACUUCAGUUUUGGCCACAAUUCCCCAUACACCAUCUCUCAUAAGUGCCAUUCGACAUUGAACUUUCCAAGUGGGGAAAUUUUUGCCAUUCAACGGAAUUAUACUCGUCGUUUUUACGUCCAAACCUGACGCCAUAUUUACAAUACCAAAUAUAUUUCCAAUUUUCGAUCACGAAAAACUUUGUUUUACCUCUUUAUUUUGCUUAUUUUGCUUCGUUGUUUACCUCCUACGCAUACGUGACUGGGCCCAUAACCUUUUGAAAUGAUUUAUUUUAAAAGAAUAUAAAAACUAUUUGUUAACAAAGCAAUAUCAACGAGAGUUCACUGUUCGAUGUUUUUCAUAAACCCGACAAAAACCAACAUGGUCUCCAAUUAAACACGUGACCACUUAACUAAUAAAACAAAUCGGAAGUCCGUAAUGUUUAUCUUAUAUAAAGUUUACGAGUGUAUACUUUCAACAUACUUGUCCAAUUGCCUAUUUUAUACAAAAAAACAACAAAAAAAAGAACCCAAAAAAUGACUGUAUUCAAUAGAUUAAUAUUUAUAACCCAUAUGUAGAUUGCGACAUGUGCCCAGCGUCUCCUAUCCCAGGGCUUUUGGGGUGAAGAAAAAAAGAACCCAAAAAAUGACUUGUAUUCAAUAGAUUAAUAUUUAUAGUCUUUAUAACCCAUAUGUAGAUUGCGACAUGUGCCCAGCGUCUCCCAUCCCAGGGCUUUUGGGGUGAAGAUCCUGGGUAUGUCGGUGAGCGCUCUGUUCAUUGUUAUUAAACGUUAGUUGAUGUUGCAUAAUCUCAUUAGCUUGCAAACUAUUUUUUGCUCUUCUUUAUGUGUGCAAACAAUUUAUUUGCACUUUUUGGUCUUUCCAAACAAUUUUUUAAAGAAUUUUCCAUCCCCUCCCCUCCAAAAAAAUAAUGGUCCGUCCCUAAAUAACGCUUUUUUUAUUGACUGGGAUUUCAAUAACUUGGACUGGGAUUUCUAAUAAAAAUCCAACUGGGACUGGGAUUUUGCCAAAAUUUCAGAUGGGAAAUGGGAUUGGGACCCCCUCUUUUAUCGAUUUCCUUUUAUUAAAAGUGUUAACAUAACAUUUUAUUUUGCAAAAGUUUGUUUUUUUCCUAUCUACUCCUUAUUAAAAUCGUGAAAAGCACUGGCUGGAGUUUCAGAUGCUCAUAUAUAAAAAACAAAGCAGCGAAUGAUAUAAAUUCCUCAAAAUAUAACUCUUGCAUAAAAAAACCAUGAAUACUUCUAUUAUAUGUAUAGUUUUUUCCCCUGCAUGGUCAAAAUUUAAUAAAAUAGUGAAUUAAUAUAAUUUUCUAUAGUUAUAGACUGAAUAUAUCGGCGUGACAUAAUUUGCCGCGUGUUUCCUCUCUGUGUAUCUCUCCUCUGUGACGCUGCUUUGACCAUCGACAGGACCGACAUUUGACAAUUGAGGGCAGUAAAUUUGCAUUUCCUGUUCCUGAAGUACUGCUAUUCUCGCCAACAAUAUCAGAAACAAUAUUUCGAACUAAUGUUUGUAAACCAUGUAUACCCUCGGGUGUUUGACGAGCGCUCGCCAUGCUUGAAAUCGCUUGAUAUAAGACCUCGAUUUAGUACGUUUUCGCGCCCUGAACAUACAGUAAAUUAAGGCCGGCGGAAGUAGCACGGCAAAAUAUUUUUUAUAAUUUAUAAAAGAAAAUAAAUUAUAAUUGUUGCAUCAUGGUUGCAUUCGAUCAUAGAAAUAAUAGAACUUAAAGGGGAAGUCAAGUCCGUUCUGCGCAUCGGUUCUGCGCAUAACAAUGUGAGGACCUCUAAUGUGAACAUUGCCCAAAUUUCGAAUUUUUCUGAACAUAAACUUUAUUUCAUAUUCAUUUAGAAGCAUAGCGAAUCAAAAUGGUGUUAGAUAUUCCGACAAUACAUCAUAUUUUAAAAAAUACAGCAGUUCAAAAUGUAAACAAACCGUUUGUUUACAUUACGGACUUGACUUCCCCUUUAAUAUUAGUCAAAUUUUAUCCCCAAACUACAAAUACAAAACGUUUUGACGAUGAAAACUUUAUACUUUUUAGCUUUGUUUAUAGUUGGUAGUUUGCACUCCCACUCAAGGCACUCAAAUUCAACAUGGCGGAUUUAUAAGGGCAUUUUUGUUUUCAAUUUUUUCUAGGUCUAAUAUUUCCAUGCAUUCGAUUCGACAUAAUUAUUUGCAUAAUUGUGAUGUAUUCAGUAUAUAUUAUAGACAUUAUAAAAAAUUAUCAUACUGGACGAAGAAAUGUUUUAGCAUUCGACUUCGGCGAUUUGUUUGUCGACUUCGACCAAUCGACCACGAAUUUCAACUUCCACUUCGACGAAUUUCAACUUCCACUUCAACAAAUUUCAACUGGACUUCGACGAAUUAGUUCUCGACUUUGACGAUUUAUGAAAAUGAUAUUUGCGUAAUGGAAAUGAUAUGUACAUGUUCGUAAUUUUGUCCCCUUCGGGCAAGCAUAGAUGUUGAAGUUUACAGCAUUGUGAUUCACUGGGUUUUGAAAGCAUCUGGAUUUUUUUGUUGGAAGCUCUAGGCUAACUCUUCAACAACUUAAUGACUGUUUUUAAAGCAAAGCAAUUGAAAGAAAAACUUAUAUUUUCAUACGAAGAAGAUGAGUGGCGAUAUUUAUGUUGGACUGUUUUGAGCAGAUGCUUCGAAGAACAUGAUAUGAUCGGACCUUGUAUCUUAAAAGUGUACUUGGAACAGCCGAACAAAGUGGUAAAUUUUGUUACCCGGUGUGUUGGACAUCAUAAUUCACAAGAAUAGUACACAUGCAGCGGCGUUUAAACUGGCCGAUAUUUUCCCAUCUUUCUUGCAUUAUAAAAUUGACAACAAAAUUGCAAAUUCUUACGCACUCCUCGAGUGCCUAUUUUUAUGGUGAUAUGUGAACAUGAAUAUACAGGGUGUAUCAAAAUAAACGCAAUUCAUCUUUUGUGCUUAAUAACUUUCGAAAUACUAUCUCUAGUUAAACGCUUUUAGGCUUACUUCAAAGCCUGUUCUUUUCUCUUUCAGACAAACUAUUAUCCUUGUCUCCAAUGCUAGUAAUAAUUGCACAGGAAAAGAUUUAGUUAAACCUAUCAUUUUUAGUUGCUGUUUAAUUAUGCAAGUUUACUAUGUUAUUGUUUAGUCGGUUUAAAUGUUAGAAUUUUCUUCUUUAAACUUUAAUGUUGUCGUCACUACAUCUGGAAAACCACGUAUAUAAGAACAAAUUAAAAGUAUUUUAAAAGAGACCAGGUUGUUUGAUAAUCCUAAACGAAUGCUAAAAAUCGUCAAAACAUUCUGCUGUCCGAGCCAGACAUUGCGAUGUAAUGUAAACAGAAAUUAUAGCAAGUUGAUGUCAGUCAGCUUAGAUGGUCCAAGCCAAAAUUAUAUCGCAUUUGAAGUUUCAAACUGAGUUAAAAAUAGUGGAAGAAAAGCCGUAAUUAUACUUAUUGUUACAAUCCAUUUAAUAAAAUGCAACAUUUUUUUGUUUUAAUGAAAAAAUCAGUUAUUUUCAUUUCAUUUCACGUUUAGUUAUUCCAUCUCAAUUUUUUUAAUCUCCAAUCGCAAUAACGUAAAGUAUUAUUACCUGCGAACCAAUGAGUCAAAUUUAAGAAACAACCCACUGUUAGAAAGCGGAAUGGCUACGCUUUAAAAUGAAUGUAAACUUUAACGUUUUCGUCUAUUAUUUGUUUAGCAAUUUACAUUUCAGUCGAGGAUUGCGCUUUUUUUAUACACCCUGUGCAGCCCCAAUUAUCGUGUCUAGCUACGGCGGCGGCUCUGGAUGCGAGGCUUCUAAAAUAUAAUAUAAAUAUAUAUCAGAAUUUUGUAAUUCUUCAAUCUUAAAGUGUAUAUGACAUGAAUUUUCUUAAAUGAAAAAAACUCUUUAAGCUCUGAUACUGUGAUACAAACCUUAACAAAAGUCCAUGCCGUACAACCAUAUUUCGGAUGUAAAUCUGAUUGGUCUAUGAGACAAGAGAUUUUGUAAGCUGUAGUGUAACUUAUUUUUCAGUUUCUUGUUUUUAUGGUUUGUUCCAGAGAUAUUUCAAUUUGUUUGAUAUGUAAAUGAGUGUGAAUAUGUCCGUUAAUUUAUGACGUCACGUUGGUUGCAAGCUCAAAUUACAAUGGUUAUAAAUCUAUUAACUCUAAAAAACUGUAGAUAUCAGUUUACGUUUUUCUCGAGUGUUUUAUCACAUUUCCAGUGAGUAAAGUUUGAAAUUAUCGUCUUGCACGAAUAGCAGUGAUAUUCAACCAUUUUGAGGAGCUUGCAACCAACAUGACGUCAUAAAUUAGCGGACAUAUUCACACUCAUUUACAUAUCAAAUAAAUUGAAAUAUCUCGGGAAGAAACCAUAAAAAAAAGAAGCUGAAAAAUAAGUUACACUACAGCUUAAAGAGUUCUUUCAUUCACAAAAAUAAGAAAUUUGAUAUCAUAUACACUUUAAAAUAUAGUGAACGUUGUUUGAUAUGCAAACAUCACACUUAAGACAUCACAUUGCAUCAUGAGGUUUCGGAAAACUCUCGUUUAUGAGUGAAACCGUGCCUUCAAUUAUUCUUAUUGUAUCAGUGCAUGUACACUAUAAUCAUAAUGGUUCUUAUAGGUUUGAUCUCGCAUUGCUUGCUUACUUCGCUAAGCUCAUGACGUGCCGUCAAAAAUUGCCGUCAAAAAACGGGCCUAUAAGAUUGGACAAAAAUAAGAAACUUCUGGUGAAGAUUGAGUUAAUAAUUAUAUUAUUUAUUAUACUUUUAGAUCAAUGUACCAAUGUUGUAAAAAAUUAUGCAUGAGUAAAGUUUCGUUGCAUGCAAUGGCACUUUUUAAAGUAGUAUUUAAAACACGAAGAGCGUUUUAUGAGAGUUUUAGUACUAUUUAAAGCACGCGUAGGAGUGUUUUAUCAGAUAUAAAACGCGAGGCACAGCCGAGCGUUUUAUAUCUGAUAAAACACGACUACAAGUGCUUUAAAUGGCUUAAAAACGACUCAUCUUAUAUGAGUUCAUUGGCGAAGUAAUUUUUAAAAUAAACUUUGUCUAAACCGAGAAAAUCAAAGCUAAAGUUUAUGUAAAUUAACAUGAUUUUUUAUCACAUAUAAAGAUACGACACGCUUAGUAUGAUUUUUCUUUGUGUUUUGCUCCUGAAUUAUUAAUGAGUUUUUUAAGGUAUGAUAAAACGCGAGUUCGAGUGUUUUGAAUUGCUUCAUUAAGUCAGAACAAUGCUUGAUGUAUAAAAUGCUAAUUAGCAGGAACUUUAUAUAAUCUUCGUAGGACAUUAUAUGAAUCUUCAUGCUGAUUAGUAUGCAUGGCUUUUAUCAGGUAUAAAAGUCUUGUACGUGGUUAAAUAGGACAAUUUGUUUUAUGAUUAAAGCUUUUUGUUAUAGAUCCAUGGAUUUUGUUUAAUUCUACUUUUACAAAAACAGGAAAACAAGCUUUAAAAGAAGAGAACGCAGUCGCUCGAGCCAACCAGAAAAUGCAAAACGAAGGUAACGCCUUCGAUAACGACUUUCGAAGAUGUAUGCUUGGACAGUGGGAAAAUGCUGGAAUUCUGGACAGGUUACCUGCAGAACUUUGUAGCUAUAAAUCAUGGUUCUGGACUGACUAUUAUAGCCAAUUGUGUUAUGGCCUAAAUGCAAAACGGCCUACGGCUCAGUUUAUCUCAUGUUACAACACUAAGGCAUUAAUACCGGAAUUUACAGCUCAUAUUGUGCCCGCUGGAACUUGGCCUGCUAAUGUACCCAAGCCUAAAAAGUAUACUGACUGGAGAAAAGAUAAUGGACCGCCGAAAUAUGGUAUGUCAGCUGCUUUAUAUGCUUAACAUAAUAUGAUUCAUAAAUAACAAUCUGUAUCAGUUACUGCAAUGAAAAAGUAAGGCAAAUCUAUUAAAAUAAAAUGGUGCCAAUACUAGACAUGUACUCUUUUACAAAAAUUAUUUAGUUGACCAAUUCAUUGAUUUGAUCUUCUUUAAGCACCGAAGAAACAGGCACUCGCCGGUGAUUUUGGUUCUAAUCAGCAAAUCACCGAUAAUCCUAGCUGGGACAACAAGAAUUACUUUUGCUCCAGAGGACAUCUAACUCCGAAGGGAGAUUUCAACAGCGAUGAUGAGAGAGACCUCACAUUCAUUGUUACUAACGCAGCUCCGCAGUGGCAAAAAUUUAAUGGCUAUAAUUGGGCCAGAAUGGAAGAGGUAGUGAAGGAUUGGGCAAAAGCAAAUACCAAGCAACUCUAUGUUUUUACCGGAACUGGUAGGUCUAAGAAAAUAGAGUCUUCUCAUAUUAACACAGAUAUUAUCUAAACUAGAAAUAUACAUGCAUGCAACACCCCCUCGCCUAUAUUCUCCAAUCAUUGUUUCAACAUGAAGUAUUCGCAAUUACGCCAACACUGAACGCAGGCUCGCGUUGCUCACGUCAUGUUAGUCAUGGCAACACGAUAUCACAGAAUAAGGUACACAAAAGGCCGACUUCUUGGUUUUUCCUAUACAAUUACUUUAUGGUUUCCGUGUUUGGAUGGCCUGAUCCAAACACGCGGGAAUGUUGCGAGAGUUAAGAAAAGCGAGCGAAAUCACGAGCCGAAGGCGAGUGAUUUUGCCCGCUUUUCUUAACUCGAGCAACAUUCCCAAGUGUUUGGAUCAGUCCAUCCAAACACGGAAACCAUAAAGUAAUUGUUUUAUAAAAUAACAACAACAUGGUAGUCUUCCGUGUUUGGAUGGCCUGAUCCAAACACGGCUUUCGACCAAUCAGAAUACGCGUUAUAUACAUGUUAUUUUAUAAUAUGAUUUUCCUAUGAUUUUGGCGUAACCCGUAAAUCGUCAUCAAAUGCUGUCGCCAUGGUCCUAGCCAGUGCGCGUUUGAGAGGCAUUCACCCCCUGAUAUUAUUCAACAUGGGUGGACGUCCAGGGGGGGGGGAUGCCUCUCAAACGCGCACUAGCUAGGACCAUGGCGUCAGCAUGGCGUGGCAGCGGUUACUCGAGUCGACCUUCUGUGUGCCUUAUUCUGUGACGAUAUGACGAUAAUUGUUUUUUAAAUUUUUUGUACAAACCUGCAAAAAUAGAUGAAACUUGCACACUUUUAAAUACAGAACUAUCAAUUUCUAAAAUAUAUGGAAAUUUUGCACUUUACCGUGCCGGAGUAAUCACUGAAUACAUGCAUACGCCAUCAAGACACGCCAAUAAAAGAACGGAAAAACAUUCAGAACAUACGCCAUCAAAUACUUGCGGUACGGUAUUAAAAGUAUAAAGUAGGUAUAUUAUUUUGGUUUCAUAUUUUAAUGUAAAUUUCGAAACGUAACUCUACGUAUUAAAACGUUUUUAAAUGUGAAUUGAAAUUAACGGUUUUUUGCAUAGGCAGUCCACUGAACGGCUGAAUUUAAAUUAAAACUGCAGUGAAAUUAUAAAUUUAACGAAAAUAAUCACAAAUUUAGCGAAAUAUAUUGCGAAAUGUAGCUUAUAUUAUUAAAAUCUCAACCCGAUUGCACUAUCGAGUAUCGGCGAACUGACGUCAGUAUAGUUCUUAUAAAGUAUACUUAAGGUUGGCAAGGUGUUUGAACUGUUUGAACUACACACAGAUAUAAUAUCUGUAGUAUUUUAAAAAGCAGAAAGAAAGUAGCCCUAAAAACAACAUAAAUAUAAACAAGGAUAAUUUUACUAACCUGUCUGUAACGUUUUUUUUUGUCAAAGUACAGCUUUAAAUGUUGAUAAAUUUACGAAAGUUUACGGUGUUUUGUGGAUUUGUCUCUGUGACCAUAGCAGCCCAAAACGGCGUGUAGAAUCUGGUAGAAUGCACCAAAUGCUUCCAAAUGUCAAUUUCAUUCACACAGAGCCCUUCUUAAGGCCUGAUUCCACGAGCGCUUUUUCUCGGCGAAAUGCGAAAUAUUUCGCCUGUUUCUUUUGAAUUGCGACUACUCGAAUAAAUUAUUUCUACUUGAUUGAUCACAAUUCAAAAGAAACAGGCGAAAUAUUGCGCAUUUCGCCAAGAAAAAGCGCCCGUGGAAUCAGGCCUUUACGCGCGGUGCGACGAGGGGCUCUGGCCAAAUCCAAAACCGGAUACCAUAAAAACAUGGUAAAAGAAUAUAUCCGGUAUUAGAACAAUAACCUUUGUUGUAGCCAAUCAGAUGCCAGUUUGAUAUGGAUUUGGCCCGAGCCCCUCGUCGCGCUCCAUUCACCGAAGAAGGGCUCUGGGAGUCUGUGUACGAGAAUGAUGUCAAUUUAUAUUAAGCUCGCCCCAUUCCUCUGCCAUUUGUCGCGCUCCGCAAGCACUCAAUGAAAAGCAUUGUUCAUGUUAUAUGUAAACAACGAGUUUGAGUGUUUCAUCAGGGGAUCCAAACACGAGAAAACUGUAUGAAACACGAGCGCGAAGCGCGAGUGUUUUAUUGUUUUCGAGUGUUUGGUCCCCUGAUGAAACACGAGAAACGAGUUGUUUAGACAACAUCUCAAACGAAAACAUUUCAUUGGCUUAUAUAUAUUAUUAUAGUAUAUUGUUGUGUUUUGACUUGAAUUUGUAAUUAGGAUCUCAGUUAUUAGAUGAAAACCGUUUUUCAUCUAACAACAGUGAUGGUAUAUGAUUUUUAGCGUGUUUCCUUGCGGUAUCCAACCUCAAUCAUGUGACGAAUUAGGGUGAGUUCAUUCGCUAAUUUGCUCAUGAAUUAUUAAUGAGUUUGAUAUAUAUAUAGAAUAUCCCUAAGGUUGGCAACUAUAUCUCAACUGGCGAAUACACGACUUCGGCAAAACGCAAAUAAUUCGCAACGUAAAUAAAACAUGAUAAAAAAUUAUAGCACAUCUGAUAAUUUUUCUAUAUACCCGCACAUAAAUUUUGUUUUCAACUCUGCAAGAAAGCUGAAAAAUUUGCACAAACAUUUCAUGGUCUGGCGAAAAUUUUGUUGUCUCCAUGCCGGAUGCUAGAGGUUAUUUCAUUCGUCAUAUAUUCAAAAAAAAUAUGUGAUUCAAUGGUUGAAAAAGUAAACAGUUCAGUUGUGACGUAUUUAUAGUAAAAGUUUGGUUUCAAGGGGGGGGGGGGGUUGAACUACAACAGGAAGACUGCUAAAAUGCAAGAGCGAUGAAAUGGUGGAUUUUAACAACUUUUUACAUCCAUCCUUAACUUUCAUCUACAGCAAAACAACCAGGCAACUUUUGGGUACAUGUACACGUAAUGUCAUAAAAUUCUGAGCAAUAAUGGAGAAGAAAAGAUUCAUAAUCUGUUAUUAUAAUUAAUAACAAUAACGUUUAAUAUCAGUUUGCAUGAGUUUAGUAUAAUUCCGGCGCGCGAGUCCCUAUACUGAGCGUUAAAUUAGUACUGAUAUGAAUGAACAUGCAUAUUUCAGAUAUUCAUACAACUGAACAGUUACUUUUGUCUUGAAGAAGGAGGAAUGAACAUAUAUAUUUGGAAGAACAUUACGCUGUAAUAUUUUGCGUGAUUUAAUAUAUUCAUCAUUUAUAAUGACAAUUAUACGCUGCAAGCUAAUAUUUUGCUUGACUAAUAUAAUUCCUGACGAGACAAUACUAUAAAAUUAUUAUAUACAGUAAUGUUUUAGUUAUAAUUAGCGCGCUAUUAUACGUUGAAUUAGAUUUUUAAAGUAAUAAAGAACGAGGCAUGAACAUGCAUGUAUACAUUUCAGAUAUUCAUACAACUGAAGAAUUACUUUUGUCUUGAAGAGGAGGAAUGAACAUAUAGCCAU